AUGUACUCCCGCCCGGGAGAGGGAUUCCUCUUCUGUAUUUCGUGGCUCCGUCCGUCGCCCAACCCCGUACUGACUGGUAUCUCUUCACAGUCCAGCCCGGAACUUGCCCUCAAGGCGAGUGAUCCAAACUCAGCUGCUGACUUCUAUGGCCUCUUUGACGCCCUCGGCCCCCCUGCGACUCCGGCCGAGGAGCCCAAGAUCAAGACGUUGCGCCUUCGAAUCCUCGACUCCAAAGGGGUGCUUCUAAGGGACACCCAGAUCCUGUGGGCUCUUCGCUCCGUCGGUGUCAGUGGAGAUGUCGAUGCUGCAUAUGGACUCCUGCUUGCCAUGUCAGAUGCCUCGGAGGGCAUUGUCACGCAGUACGAUCCAAGAACGAAGCUCCUGGGUGCACAGAACCGACAGGGAGUGACGUGUUUUCUCGAUUCAACACUGUUUUCCAUGUUCUCUCGGCUGGACAGUUUUGAAGCCAUGCUCUAUAACUCCUUCGACGACGUAGCACGCAACAAGCUCGCAUUCCUUUUGCGCCUCUGGGUUAACCUCCUGCGCUCCGGAAAGUUAAUCACGACCGACAUUACAAAAGUAAUACAGGAUUCUUUGGCAGAAUGCGGGUGGCCGGAGGCUGGAGAGCUGCACCAGCAAGAUGCGUCGGAAGCCUUUUCCUUCAUCACGGGCAAACUCGAACUGCCCCUGAUGACCCUGAAGAUGGACAUUUACCAUACUGGUAAGGAAGACAGCAACGAUGACCACAAAUUCAUCAACGAAAGACUUCUCGAGGUGGCUAUCCCUCCGGACACAACGAGCGACAGAUCAGUAAUCACUCUUGAAGAAUGUCUCGAGGAAUAUUUCAACAACCGAAUCGAGGUCCGCAGGUACCUAGAGCGACGGUCAACAAUAAGUUCCAUGCGCAAAGGGAGUGCCGUCCACGUCGAGACUAUCGAGCUGGAUGGUGACCAAUCACCGAUUACUCCCCUCUCCCCUUCUCCGAGCUACGCAUCCCCCGUCAGACCAGGAGCAAACCGUGCUCGCGCGCCCAGUAUUAUCCAAGAGCGUUACAUACCACCACGAAAUGAAAGUGGAUAUUCAUCGCUGGCCCCUAUUGACACAAAGGACUCUGCACCCAUGUCGCGUGUCGGAAGUGUGCGGAAAGAGGUUAUGAUGCCCGCGUGGCAAUUCUUCAGCCUAAUUCCCUGGUAUACCGACAACGCACCUAUGAACGACGCCCAAGUUGCUGCUCACUUCUCAUCCAAACGGCCGGUCCUCGGGCUCUGCCUCAAGAGAUACUCUUUCACGGCCAACGGCAAAGCAAUUCGGCUUGAUACGAAGGUGGAUAUCCCAGUGGAGAUAGGGGUGCCUCAUUUCAUCCAGGAUGAUCGAAUGGAAGAGACCGGGGGCCUUCACGGCAACUUCAAGCUCUCCUUACAGUCUGUCGUCUGCCACCGAGGCAAUUCCGUCGAUUCCGGGCAUUAUAUUGCUCUUGUGCGAGGCACUGCUCCACCAUGGUCUUCCGACGGGCAGCUCCCAGAGACAGCCAAGACUUGGAUGAGAUUCGACGAUCUUGCUCCACAGCGCAUCACUGUUGUCGACAUCGAGAAAGCCCUCCGAGAAGAAACCCCCUACCUGCUCUUCUACCAGAUCCUUCCCAUUGAGGGAGACCCGGGGAGUAUCGCGGUAGGAGAGGAGCCGCUGGCCUCGGUGUCGGAACGCAAUGCAUCGGUCAGUGAAGUUUCGAGUGAGUCUGCUUUGACAGACAACCAAAUCCCGUCGGGCCGGCCCAGCUUUGAUAUCACUCACCUAGAAGAACUUAGAGGGCGGUCGCCGACAGAGACCAGGAGGACGAGUGUCAUUUCGUUCCAGGAACCGCCUUCGGACCACGCAAAUGGAGCGUCCCUGGCUGUGCCAAACAGCGGAGAUCCAUCUAGCACGCCGCGGCCUAAGUCGCUGUCCCGAACGCAGAGUAAAGCCAGUGAGAGUGGUAGUUUGAGUCGAACGCUGUCCAAGUUCAAAAGGAAAAGUCGAGAAAUCUUACCACUGGACAAUCAAAACGUGGCCGAGGUCCAUGUUAAGGAAGUCUCUGAGCGGAGCACGCCAGUUACGCAAGACGGCGAAACCCAAGGACUGCAUACAACGUUGCCGAAUGCACCAAAACAAAGUUCUCUUCAAAUCCAAAACCAGCCAUCUAGAACACAUAGAAGCGAAAAGAGCCGCAGUCGGAUUUCAAGAAGUAAGAUGCGAGGUGAGAAGCCGGAUAGAGAGUGUGUUGUUAUGUGA
Messenger RNA from Fonsecaea pedrosoi CBS 271.37, 2268 nucleotides. RefSeq lists its product as uncharacterized. Gene Ontology annotation, molecular function: cysteine-type deubiquitinase activity; cysteine-type endopeptidase activity. The record is from RefSeq and is a predicted model, not a curated record. Bases 1 to 2268 code for a protein of 755 amino acids. The transcript has 3 exons. Gene Ontology annotation, biological process: protein deubiquitination. Gene Ontology annotation, cellular component: nucleus; cytosol. NCBI's taxonomy places the organism in Eukaryota, Fungi, Ascomycota, Eurotiomycetes, Chaetothyriales, Herpotrichiellaceae.